AUGCCACCGACGAGUGCUCCAUUGAAGUUUUUCAUGGAAGACAUUGAGAAAACCCAAUCACUUUCGGGUAAAUGUGUUAAAAUCGAAGCAUAUAUUGCAACUAUCAAGGAGGAUAGGAACAAGGUCAAGGAUCUCAACGUUCCUAUCUGCAAACAAAUUUUGGAUGAUGCUAUCAAGACUCUUGAGGUGGAACGUGAUAAAUUUUUAGCAGAAAUAAAGGAUAUACUGAAUCGAACAGGGAUCAUCGAUGUGAACGCAUCGCAGGAAGAGAUGAUAAGUGUCUUUCAGAAUCUAAGUCCCACCCUAACUAACAAUGUUGUGCAACCAGCACCUGCGAAUGCGAAUCCAACAGCAACUAACACUGGCAAACGAUACAAGGAUUAA
Molecule: messenger RNA, 384 nt
Organism: Arabis nemorensis
Lineage: Eukaryota; Viridiplantae; Streptophyta; Magnoliopsida; Brassicales; Brassicaceae
Source: the annotation of a GenBank genome assembly